GUUACGCACCUGGGUGAAAAAAUGACGUACUAAAGGACGAGCUUAAUUUUACGGCGAGGUGCCAGAUCUACUUGGUCUCGAAUCCUCCACUGGUCUUCUCUCUCCCAAAAGUCAUCCAGGCCUCUGCUGCUCUAUGCCUCCGCCAUCUCCGAUCAUCUAACAAAGAUCGUCGUAUCGGCUCAGCAAGGACAAGGACGACCUGAGCCGGUAACGGAGGGAUUGAUUCAAGCUUUGGCGUGAGCUGUCAUUGUUGAGGGGAAAAACAUCUUGUUUGUGCCAUACUAGUUUGGAAUAAGAGCAUGUCGAGCGGUAGAAACACCCAUUGGUGCUACAGAUGCAGGCGGCCAACAAGGCUGCAAGGGCGAGAUGCAGUUUGCCAAAACUGCAGUGGAGGAUUUGUUCAAGAACUUGAUGACAUGGUUCAUAUCAGCCCACUAGAUUUCUUUGGAUCCGACAAUGAUGAGGACCGUGAUAGAAGGUUUGGGUUCAUGGAAGCAUUCUCAGCUUGGCAGCAGUUGACAGACAGAAGAAGUAGUGAUAUUAUAAGAGGUAGAUCAGAUUUCGUUCCUGAACAUGCCCCGGGGUUUUCUCCAUUGUUGAUUUUUGGUGGCCAAAUUCCUUUCCGCUUGUCUGGCAAUGGUGCAUUUGAAGCUCUGUUCAAUGGAUCUCCUGGAAUAGGUGUUACACGGGGUAAUGUGGGUGAUUAUUUUGUUGGUCCUGGCUUGGAAGAAUUGUUUGAGCAGCUUUCAGCAAAUGAUAGGAGGGGCCCUCCCCCUGCAUCAAGGAUUUCAAUUGAUGCAAUGCCAACUAUUAAGAUCACAAAUAAGCAUCUUCGUUCCGAUUCGCAUUGCCCUGUUUGUCAAGACAAAUUUGAGCUGGGAUCUGAAGCAAGGCAAAUGCCAUGUAAACAUGUAUAUCACUCAGAUUGUAUUGUACCAUGGCUAGUCCAGCACAACUCAUGCCCUGUUUGCCGCCAAGAACUACAUCAGCAAGGUUCUGAAAGUGGUCGUAGCUCAAACAGUAGAAGUAGAAGCAGUGGUAAUACCAGUGGAAGGGAGAGUGGUAGGGAAAGCCAAGGAAGACGAAAUCCUUUUGCUUCUCUGUGGCCAUUUCGCGCAUCUAGUUCUAGCUCUAGUUCUAACCGUAACCCACCACAUGAAAGCAGCCCACCAACUGCUCGUGAAAAUAGCAAUCAAAUGGGUUAUUCAGGAUGGCCAUUUGACUGAGAUUACAAUGUUGGUGUGUCGCUUGCUUUUCUUGGGAUCAGAAUCUAAAGCUCUGCAGUUAUUCUGCAAUUUGUAUCUGGUGAGUUUGGUGUUAGACUCCAUUAUGUUUUUCUUAAGGGUGUAUGAAUGGUAAUGGUCGUUUGUUGUUUACAUACCUCUUUCCAUGUGAAUAACUUUUUCUUCUAUUAUGCAUGUGUAUGCUUCUAAAUAUAUGAUCCAUAUAUUCCCCCUCUUGGUUGACGUUUUUACAUUUUUUGG
Messenger RNA from Fragaria vesca subsp. vesca, 1484 nucleotides. RefSeq names its product E3 ubiquitin-protein ligase RING1-like. The record is from RefSeq and is a predicted model, not a curated record. Gene Ontology annotation, cellular component: cytoplasm. Gene Ontology annotation, biological process: protein ubiquitination. NCBI's taxonomy places the organism in Eukaryota, Viridiplantae, Streptophyta, Magnoliopsida, Rosales, Rosaceae. The coding region runs from base 300 to 1226 and encodes 308 amino acids. Gene Ontology annotation, molecular function: ubiquitin protein ligase activity. The transcript is spliced from 2 exons.